CCGGCAUCCUUACCUCCUUCAGGAAGUCAGUAGGUUUCAUUCAUUCCAGUGUAGUGUGGACUUCCGAAGCUCACUUCAAAAUGCGUCGGAGACCUGAAAGUCAGGCUGCAAGCAGCGACUCUGCCAGCGUUAAUAAAAAGGGACAGAAUCCGGACAGGCAGGCUGAAGCCACACGCAGGGUGUCUUGCAGCUCCGUUCUCAUCAACUUUGGAAAGUGUUUACUUCUGAUCGUGAUCGUCCCGCCGUUCCUCAACUAUGCAUCACUGCAGAGAGAGGGACAGGUGCUCCUGCCUACAGAUGGCCAGAUGGUUGAUGUGGGUUUGGGUCAAAAGAUGCAUCUUUUGUGCAAAGGACGAGGAAAACCAGCAGUUAUACUAGAUGCCCCAACAGGAAUGUCCUCAGACAUCUGGCUCCACGUCCAAGAGAAAGUUUCCUCCCUGACAAAGGUUUGCACCUACGACCGGAUGGGACUGGGAUUCAGCAAGCGGCUGAUGCAGAAUGAAACGACAGGGACAGAGAAGGUCUGGGGGGCGUCCACAACCGGACGGAUGGUGGACGAUCUGCACCGGCUCCUGCAGGCUGCAGGGAUAGCCGCCCCCUUCAUACUCGUCGGCUCAGAGCUGGGGGCGCUCAACGGCAGGUUCUACAGCCACAUUCAUGACGUGCAAGUGUCAGACCUGGUGCUGAUAGAUCCCAUCCCGGAGGACAUUUUCCAAGAGGAGCAGUGGAAGGAGUACUGGUAUGGGAAGCUGCUGCCUUCGCUCCAAGCCCGGCAGUUCUCAGCAGCCACAGGGCUGAGCCGCCUGCUCAUCAUCCUCGGGGCGAUUGAGCCGACGCUAAAAGGAGAAAAUCUCUCAGAGGAGGUCAUCCAGCGUCAGAAGUACCUUCUCAGUAACCCUGCCCACCAGAGCGGCGCUGUGGACGAGCAUUACUUUAUGAACGAAAGCGUCGCUCAGGUCAGGGAUAUAACAAAGUUUAAACCCCUCCCCAGCAAGAUAGCGGUGAGCAUGCUGACCGGGGAUUCCUUUGAUGAGCAAAUGCCAGAACACCUAAACCAAAUGGUGGCCCAACAUCAAAGGAGGUUCCUGAAGGAAUCCUACCCAUCAGCCAGUCACGUUCACAUAAAAGGAGCAGACCGGCGAAUGAUCUACAAGAAGCCAUCUGCCAUCAGCCAGCACCUGUGGAAACUCGUGAGCCAGCGACAAGCCAGACCGCAGAGCGAGUGACCCGUGGCCAGAGAGAGACGGGCGCGCCUCCGAUACGAGGCCGAGCAACGGUUGAAUAUGUUUUAAAUAUUCAAUAAAACAUUCUGCUUUAUCGUU
Messenger RNA from Fundulus heteroclitus (mummichog), 1322 nucleotides. RefSeq lists its product as uncharacterized. The record is from RefSeq and is a predicted model, not a curated record. Lineage: Eukaryota; Metazoa; Chordata; Actinopteri; Cyprinodontiformes; Fundulidae. Bases 81 to 1226 code for a protein of 381 amino acids. The transcript is spliced from 11 exons.